Xiphophorus hellerii (green swordtail) is the source of this 2249-nucleotide messenger RNA. It is a transcript of the gene pdlim7, whose product is annotated as PDZ and LIM domain 7. The coding region runs from base 134 to 1441 and encodes 435 amino acids. The record is from RefSeq and is a predicted model, not a curated record. NCBI's taxonomy places the organism in Eukaryota, Metazoa, Chordata, Actinopteri, Cyprinodontiformes, Poeciliidae. The transcript has 11 exons. Gene Ontology annotation, molecular function: muscle alpha-actinin binding; actin binding. Gene Ontology annotation, biological process: muscle structure development; actin cytoskeleton organization; heart development. Gene Ontology annotation, cellular component: adherens junction; filamentous actin; stress fiber.
AAGACUUUGAGGGAAUGAAUUUGUGCCUCAACAGGAGGGAGACUUGCUGCGGCUUCUUGACCUCCGCUCUGAGGAAAACUACAAAGUUGGGACUGACUUUGUUCUUCAUCGCUCGCAGCUCUUAUAACUCGCUAUGUCCGGCGAACAGAAGGAGCCACAAGAGGCUAUGAACAUGUACUCUGUUACCCUCAGCGGCCCAGCGCCGUGGGGCUUCAGGCUGCAGGGAGGCAAAGACUUCAGCAUGCCACUCACUGUGUCAAGGCUUACACCGGGUGGAAAGGCAGCUCAGGCCGGAGUCGGGGUGGGAGACUGGGUGGUCUCCAUCUGUGACGCCAAUGCCGAGGAUAUGACCCACGUGGAAGCACAAAACAAGAUUAGAGCAGCAACAGACUCCCUUACCCUCACCCUCAGCAGAGCUCUUAAAGGAGGUGAAGAGAGGAAGGACUCGCUUUCCUCGGCUUCUGCUCCGCCAAAGUACUCCUUUGCCCCAAGCACAACCAUUAACAAGAUGGCGAGGCCAUUUACAGCCGGUGGUGCUAGCACUAACUCAGGACCCCUUAUUAAACCUGUGGCCUACACACCUAAGCUUAACACCGCGCACUCGCCGGGCCUCGCCAGCACGCAGCAACCUCAGAAUGGCCUCGAGCCAACUCCUUCCUCUGCCAAGACCCAAGCCGCAGAUAAACCAGAUGGUUCAAAAACGGCAGCGGCGGCGGCGGGAACUUCUGGUCCCUCCUGCAGACCGCCGUGGGUCACAGACCCGAAAUUUGCUGAUCGCUACCGGCCGGACAAAACCAGUACCGUGGUGACCCAGCACCAGCAGCCAGUCCAGCCGACGCCCAUGCAGAACCGCAGCUCCAUCCUUCAGGCAGCGCAGCAGGCGCCCGAAGACAGCGGGAGGACCCCGGUGUGUGGCGCCUGCAACAAAAUCAUCAGGGGUCGGUACCUGGUGGCAUUGGGGCGUUCCUGGCACCCAGAGGAGUUCACAUGCUCCCAGUGUAAGGCGGUCCUGGAGGAGGGCGGCUUCUUUGAGGAAAGGGGCUCCGUCUACUGCACAAAGUGCCACGAUAACCGCUACGCGCCCAACUGUGCCAAGUGCAAGAAGAUAAUAACAGGGGAAAUCAUGCACGCCCUGAAGAUGACCUACCACGUUCAGUGUUUCAAGUGUGCAGCCUGUAAGAAUCCCAUCAGGAACCAGGCCUUCUACAUGGAGGAGGGCGAGCCUUACUGUGAGAGAGACUACGAAAAGAUGUUCGGUACCAAAUGCCAUGGCUGUGACUUCAAGAUUGAUGCCGGCGAUCGCUUUCUGGAGGCCUUGGGCUACAGCUGGCAUGACACGUGCUUCGUCUGUGCUCUCUGCCAAAUCAACCUGGAGGGGAAGACGUUCUACUCGAAAAAGGAUAAGCCCCUGUGCAAAGGCCACGCUUUUGCUCCGGUGUAAGAGAGCCGACUACACCUUCAGAGGAAGCAGCGCAUCUCCCACCACCUCCUCUUUAUCCCACCCCGCCCUCUGACAAACUCCACAUCCUGUCUUUGCCAGCCACACACACGGAGUUGAGCGCAAGCUUCUUUUCUAUCCCGCAGACUUUGUUUUUAUACGCCGAGCUCAACGCCAGCUUCACAUACAGUCCACCUCACUGCCUGCAAAGACAAAAGCUGCACUGCAAAACUGGAAGUAAGCAAGGAAUUAUUUCAACUCCGUGGCUACUUGAUUUUUAUCUAAAAAUGGAAAAGGUCGCUCUUGUUUUUUAUCGAGAUUCAUUGCAAUCAUCCUCAAUCUCUCUGUAGUGACAUCGGUGGUUUAAAGGAGUCAGUGAGCCUGUAGUAAUCGCACACCUGCAGUGCCCUUUAAUGUGAUGGGAAGCAGUCAGGCAGCAAAGGGGGGCUGCUGCUUUCUGCCUGAUUGGACCGAACCACCAGCCCUUCCAAGAAGCGUGGAGUGGUGCAGGUUCCACCUCAGUGCUGACAAGUCGGAGCCCGUAGUUGAGAAUGUUUGAUGGGGAAAUCCUUAAUUGGUCACAUUUUAAAAUAUCACAGAUGUGUUUUAUGGAAAUCCUCCAUAAUGUAAAGAAAUUCCUCUUUUCACAUUUCCAAGCCAAAAAGGGAAUCAAACUCAAAUUUUUCAUUGUGACAUAAUACCAUGACACCUCAUUGCUGUAGCUCCGUACCAUGUAUUUAAACUGCUUCAGAUCUGGGCUGUGUGUGUUUAUAGCUUACAUUUUCAAAUAAAACUAUUUACUUAACCCACA